AUGUCCCAACCCAUUAAGUCAACAUCGUCGGGCGAAACACGUACCGAGCACCUAGCAAAGUGGGCAGCUAAUCUACAGUACAAGGAUAUUCCCGAAAAUGUGGUACAGAAAACCAAAGAUUUCUUUUUAGAUUGGCUAGGCUGUACGAUUGCCGGCCGUCAUCAUCCCGCCGUUUCCGCCAUAGCUCAAUUCGCUCGCCAGAUGGGUCCCUCGAAUGGCAAAAGUGAACUUGUUGAUGGGUCAUUGGGCUUCACAACCAGUCCGGCAUUUGCUAGUCUGGUUAAUGGUGCUUCGUCUCAUGUAGUUGAGCAGGAUGACCUUCAUAACCGAAGUAUCAUGCACCCUGCUACUGUUAUAUAUCCGGCCGCUCUAGCUGUAGCACAAGAAGUUGAGGCUACAGGCGAAGAAUUUCUCACAGCAUGUGUCGUCGGUUACGAAGUUGGGUGCCGGGUUGGAGAAUACUUAGGCAAAAGUCACUACGAGCGCUUCCACAGCACUGCUACGGGUGGCGUCAUAGGCGUCGCAGCCGCAGCCGCACACCUGUUAAACCUCGACGCAGCAACAACCCUGUCAGCAAUUGGAACAGCCGGUACACAAGCAGCAGGUCUCUGGCAGUUCCUCCUCGAUGCAACGCACUCAAAGCAAGUACACACAGGUAAGGCCUGCUUCGACGGGAUAUUUGCAGCAUACUCUGCUCGCGAUGGCCUUCUCGGACCUCGAGAUAUUCUCGAAGGACCACGGGCAAUGGGCAUAGCCUUAGUUCCAGGCGAGACAUACCCGGAGGCAAUCAAUCAAGAUCUAGGCUCCGACUGGGCUAUCCUCAGCUCCAGUUUCAAAUGGCAUGCCUCGUGCAGACAUACGCAUCCCAGUGUCGACGCACUGCUGAGUCUAAUGGAGAAGAAUAAUGUUGCCUUUGACGAUAUUGAGUCGGUGGUUGCGCGCACUUAUCAGGCUGCGCUUAAUGUGCUCGGUCUUAGUGGAGCCGGUGAGACAGUCCAUCAGAGCAAAUUCUCGAUGGGAUUUGUUCUGGCUGUUGCAGCUAAGAAGGGACAGGCUAUGAUUACCGAUUUUACGGAGGAGGAUUUGGUGGAUGCUUCUUUGCGGGAAUUUCAGAAGCGGGUUACUAUGGAGCUGGAUGAGGAGAUUGAGAGCAGGUUUCCUAAACAGUGGCAGGGGAUUGUUAUUGUUACGUGCAAAUCCGGGGAGAAGUUUACGGAGUCGGCUGAUUUUGCGAAGGGAGAUCCUGAGCUUCCUCUAACAAAGGAGGAAAUCGAGAGGAAGACGAGGGCCCUUGCUACUUAUGGUGGAAUCACGGAUGUCUCACGCGUGAAUCGACUGAUUGAAAGAGCGUGGAACUUGGAGCGGGAGACGAGUCUCAAUGGGUUUGUCUUUUAG
Penicillium longicatenatum is the source of this 1395-nucleotide messenger RNA. Its product is annotated as MmgE/PrpD family protein. The record is from RefSeq and is a predicted model, not a curated record. The transcript has 4 exons. Gene Ontology annotation, molecular function: lyase activity. NCBI's taxonomy places the organism in Eukaryota, Fungi, Ascomycota, Eurotiomycetes, Eurotiales, Aspergillaceae. The coding region runs from base 1 to 1395 and encodes 464 amino acids.